AUGAAGGGAACACCGGCGCGCCGCCCCUCGGAGCCCGAACAGAAGCAGCCGACGCCACAGCCGCCGCCGGCCGACCUGGCGCGCCCGCAGGCCUCAGAGCCGCCGCCGCCCACCUCCACCCUGGGCGCCAGCGGCAGCGACUACGGCGAGAGCGGCGGGCCGCCCACGCCCGUCGUCUUCACCGGCAGCGACGCGCCGCUCUACUCCGCCGCGGCCGCCGCCGCUGCCGCAGCCGCCGCCGCCGAGCACCACCCGGCGCUGUACUCCCCGCCGGCGUCGCUGGCAGGGCAGGAGUCGCUGUACCCGGCGGCGGCGUCGCUGGCGCAGCCACACCCGCAGGUCUACCCGCACUACUACCCGCUGCCGGAGUACGCCGGCCUUCGCCCCGAGUACCGCUACCAGCCGUACCCGCCGCCCAGGCCAGACGACCCCGCGCGGCCCGUGCAGUACCCGCACCACUACCCGCCCUACCACUUCUGA
This is a messenger RNA of Eriocheir sinensis (Chinese mitten crab), 480 nucleotides long. Its product is annotated as atherin-like. The coding region runs from base 1 to 480 and encodes 159 amino acids. The record is from RefSeq and is a predicted model, not a curated record. NCBI's taxonomy places the organism in Eukaryota, Metazoa, Arthropoda, Malacostraca, Decapoda, Varunidae. The transcript has 2 exons.